Molecule: messenger RNA, 375 nt
Organism: Fimicolochytrium jonesii
Lineage: Eukaryota; Fungi; Chytridiomycota; Chytridiomycetes; Spizellomycetales; Powellomycetaceae
Product: endothelin converting enzyme-1
Exons: 2
Coding region: 31-222 (63 amino acids)
Biological process (GO): protein processing
Cellular component (GO): plasma membrane
Molecular function (GO): metalloendopeptidase activity
Source: RefSeq, a predicted model, not a curated record
GAAGAAGAACUCCAUUCAAAGCGCCUAGAUAUGAAGGUGGCAAGGCGACGCUCUAGCACCCUCACUUCGGCCGGACACCACCCCACCGUCGCUUCCGACGCCCACGCUCCUGCCAGGUUCCGUGUUGCGGGAACUGUCGCCAAUACCCCCGAGUUCGCUCAGGCAUUCCAGUGCAAGGCUGGUACUCCCCUGAACCCCGCCAACAGGUGCAAGAUCUGGUAGAUCCGGAAUCCAUCGGACUUUGUGUCAACCCCUUACUUUAUACCAUUGACGAUAGACGAUAUACCUCUGAUACGCAUAGAUCACAUUUAUAAGAUCUGUAGACAGAUUGAAUUGGCUCUUAGAAUUAAUACAUGUGUCGUCGUCAGGUCCCAU